This is a messenger RNA of Zea mays, 1704 nucleotides long. RefSeq lists its product as uncharacterized. The transcript is spliced from 2 exons. The record is from RefSeq and is a predicted model, not a curated record. Lineage: Eukaryota; Viridiplantae; Streptophyta; Magnoliopsida; Poales; Poaceae. Bases 257 to 727 code for a protein of 156 amino acids.
GUCGCUGGCCGUGCCCGUCGUGACGAAACGGCUCCUCCCUCCCAGUCCGAUCCAGUCCCAGACCCAUGUGCCGGCCGGGCCUCGCAAUAAUUCGCGCCGCGCCGCCGUUCCACGUCCACGGUUUCGGUUAUAUAUACGCACGUACGUUCCAUAUCCUCCUCCUCCUCCUCCUCCUCCUACAGCUAAUCACCGAGCUCGGCACCGACUCGCUCUUCGUCACCCAGAUAGCCGUCACACCUCUAGCUACCUAGCUCACAUGGGCCUUCUCGAGGUGCUCACGGCGAGGGACCGCCUGCUGCCGCGCUCCGCGUGCCGGUACCAGCGGCUGCGCGGCGGCGAGCUCGGCGGCUCGUCGCCGUCGACGGGAGCAAGCGUCAGGGCGAGGCGGCCGCUGCGGCUGCGGCUGCGGCGGAGGGCGUGCAAGGCGGGAGGGAGAUGGGGGGCCACCACCACGACUGCCAACGGCGGCGGCAAGCGGCUGCGGCUGCGCCUGGUUCGGCUGCUGCUCCUGCUUCCCGCGCGCCGGGUUGCCGCGCUGGUCGCGGAGGUCGUGCGGCGUCUGCUCGCGGCGGCGGUGGCCGCUGCGGACUGCCCCGCCAUCGUCUUCUCCUCCCAGUGGGGGCUCCCCGUGCUGUCGCCGCACUGCGGCAGCAGCAGCAGGAGCUCCAGGCCGCGGGGCUUCUACCUUGACAGGAGCCUCUCCGGCGCCGGCUCUGGCGUACUAUGAUUGUACCGAUCACUACUACAAUUCCCCCCACGCCGUGCCCAUGCAUGAUGCAUGUAUGGCUUUGGCUUCUGCUAGUACGCCAUUGCACAUGGCAUGCAUGCUACCUAUCUUGCAUUGCAAGACUGUACUGUACUGUACCCUCCAAGUACUCCUGCAAACGUUUUAAAACAACGCCGAACAUGCCGCGACCCGGCCUUGAAUGGAAAAGAAACAAGAGGCCGCGCUGUACAAUUUCUUUGAAACAGGAUCCAGGUCUGCGCAUUACGCUUCUGUUGGAGAUGAGGCUGAUCAAGCUCGGUCGGUGCCUGCCGACGACUCCAGCAAAAGCAGGGCUGGGUCAUGUCUAAGGUGUUCUUGGUCAGAAUGGUGUUCCUCUGCCACUCUUCAGAUCCUGCACUGCACUCCAUAUUCGCCUAGGCUAUUACACAAUGCCACAUCUACACGCUCAUUGGUUGGCCUUCGCUGCAAUUUUGACUUGUGUUCAUCCUUCAGGGGUUACGGAGUGUUGGCGGGAGGCUUGGGCGGAGGAGAGCACGAGGGACUAUUUCGUUCGUGGGGUCUUCGACGAGCUGACAGCCGGAGCGAUCGCCUCCAACUCGAAGGCGCAACGACAUCGUCUUUUUUUUUAAACUCGGGAAAGCUUGUUUGGCGGAGAAGACUGGCGACAAUUCCGAUCCAUCACGAAGUCGGUCUCCUGGUGGUAAUCUGCGGCCACGGAAAUAGGCAGCGGUCUGGCUUUUUGAGUCCGGAAGAAGCUAUUUUUGAGUACCACGGAAAUAGCAAAUAAGAUAUGUGAUAGGUGAAACUGCUCGAGAUAGCCUUAUGUAGUAUGCAUGUCUGAACCCUGAUCACUGUGAAGCAACAACAAUCACACAACAUGCGUGUGGCUGAACACAGCAUCAGGUCAUAACAUAUUUACAGACUUACAGUAGUACGUAACAAUUACACACAUUGUUAAGAUCUCCCUUCUACCGAUC